This is a messenger RNA of Xiphias gladius (swordfish), 1476 nucleotides long. RefSeq names its product fascin actin-bundling protein 2a, retinal (gene fscn2a). Gene Ontology annotation, cellular component: cytoplasm; actin cytoskeleton. Bases 1 to 1476 code for a protein of 491 amino acids. NCBI's taxonomy places the organism in Eukaryota, Metazoa, Chordata, Actinopteri, Istiophoriformes, Xiphiidae. The transcript has 5 exons. Gene Ontology annotation, molecular function: protein-macromolecule adaptor activity; actin filament binding. Gene Ontology annotation, biological process: cell migration; actin filament bundle assembly; establishment or maintenance of cell polarity. The record is from RefSeq and is a predicted model, not a curated record.
AUGCCCACAAACGGAAUUAACAGGGCCCUGAAGCUGCAGUUUGGCCUCAUUAACUAUGAGAACCGCUACCUGACGGCUGAGGCCUUUGGCUUCAAGGUGAAUGCCUCAGGCACCAGCAUGAAGAAGAAACAGAUCUGGACCUUGGAGCAGGACGAGCAAGAUGGCCAAGUAGUGUUCCUCCGCAGCCACCUGGGACGCUAUCUGGCCUCUGAUAAAGAUGGGAAGAUUGCAUGUGGGGCAGAGAAGCCUGACCCUGACUGCCGUUUCCUUAUUGUGCCGCAAUCUGAUGGUCGCUGGGCACUUCAAUCAGAGUCUUACCUGCGUUACUUUGGAGGCUCCGCUGACUACCUGUCCUGCUUUGCCCAAGUCAUUGGGGAACAAGAGCUGUGGGCCGUCCAUUUGGCUUUACACCCACAGGCCAGCCUGCUCAGUGUGGCACGUAAGCGCUAUGCCCAUCUGUCUGCUUCAGAUGGAGAGAUCUCAGUGGACAGCAACAUUCCCUGGGGAGUGGACUCCCUGGUCACCUUGGUAUACCUGGAAGGCAAGUACAGCCUGAAGACCUGUGACAGCCGUUUCCUCAGAAAUGAUGGCAAACUGGUGAAGGAGAACACCAAUACUACUAGCUUCACACUGGAGCUGAAAUCUGGCAAGCUGGCCUUUAAGGACUGUGAUGGAAAAUAUCUGACCCCAGUUGGUCCAACAGGAACACUGCGUUCUGGCAGAUGCUCCAAGCCUGGAAAAGAUGAGCUGUUUGAUCUCGAGGAGAGUCAUCCACAAGUAGUUUUUCAAGCCGCCAAUAAAAGAUUUGUCUCAGUCAAGCAAGGAGUGAGUAUUUCAGCCAAUCAGGAUGUGGAGACAGACAUGGAGACCUUCCAAAUGGAGAUUGAUAAGGAGAGCAAAAAGUCCAUGUUCAGGACCAAUGGCGGAUCCUACUGGACUCUAGUGACUCACGGAGAGAUCCAGUCCACUGCCACAGAAGUAGAGGUCAACACAAUGUUUGACAUUGAGUGGCGAGGACAGAGGGUGGCACUCAAGGCAAGUAAUGGAAAGUAUGUGUGUACAAAGAAGAAUGGGCAGCUCUCAGCAGUCAGCGAUUCAGUGGGAGAUGGUGAAUUAUUCUUGAUGAAACUCAUCAACCGCCCUAUGCUGAUCCUCUGUGGAGAGAAUGGCUUUGUUUGUCACCACAAGAAUUCCAACACUCUGGAUGCAAAUCGUUCCGUCUACGACAUUUUCUCAUUGAUCUUCAAUGACGGCGCCUACAAUGUAAAAAGUGUGAAUGGAAAGUUCUGGUACGUCUCUAGCAAUGGCUUGGUGUGCUCAGAUGGAGAAAAGCCAGAGGACUUUUUCCUUGAGUUCCUGGAACAUGGACGCAUCGCAAUCAAAGGCUCCAAUGGCAAGUAUCUUCGUGGAGACCAGGGAGGCACGCUUAUGGGUGAUGGUACAUCUGUCGAUGUAUCUUCUCUCUGGGAGUACUGA